CGGAAAUGCACUGGAGCGGAAACCCCAGAUUUUCCAGGUUGCUAACUUCCGGUUUAAAGCCUUAACGUAGCGCACGAAAAAUCGUACUUGAGGUUGGUGAUCCAUUUCUCCCUGUUUUUAUUUGCUAUUAUUGGGACAGUGGGAUGUGACUUGGUUUGACAGCUUGAUUUAACUGUAUUCACAUCACCGAGGCCUUAGCUAAUCACACCUGUUAAUCAAAGGGUUAUCACACAGGUCUGAUUAUUCAGGUUUUCUUUCCCUUUUUGUUAAAAAAAAAGUGCAAAUGUUGAUAGUUAUAAUCUGGAAUAUUCUGGAAAAUUAUGAAAUUUCUCAACAGAGCAAAUUAUGUUUAAAGGCAUCCCUGUUAAAAUAUGAUUCUUUGGGGAAAAAAAUGUUUUAAGUUCACACAACAGAGCUAGGGAAAACAUUGACAGGGUUAUUCACUAAACAAAAUCCAGUUAAAAUCACUGAUUUCUGACUGCAAUGACAAUUCUUAGAUUUUCUAAAGUGAAAUACAGUUGGAAUCUGCAGCAAUCGCCGAAUGCAUUCUGGGUUUGGAUUAAAAUCAGUUCUUUUAUAUCCGAACACUAUACCAAAUAUAGAAUUCAGAAUAUCUACAAAGCACCGAUUUUUAAUCAAAUACAUAAUCUCAACUACUUGCUUAUUUCAAGUACUAUUUGCCCACUUUCAGUUCGUACCCAGCAGGCAAUUAUUUUAAAAACCUGCGGUAAUAAGAGGGUUGACUAUGUGACAGCAGGCUUUACUUUAAAGAGACUCAUAGUUGCCAGAACUACUGCUUAAUGCAGUUCUGGUAUCUACAGCCUGUCUCUGCAGGCUUUUUAAUGUAAACAUAAUUUUCAGAGAAAAGGCAGUGUUUACAUUACCAGCUAGGAACAGGUCUAGUGCCAGCCACUCAGAUGUCCACUAGAGGUGCUUCCUGGGUCAGUGAAGCACUGAAGUUCACUGUCUUCAUGUUCUGCAUGUAGAUGCCGAACGCUCCGCAAUGCAUCUCUGAGGUUUUGUCACACAUGUGCAAUAACCUUCCAGUUGGAUUGGCUGAGAUUGUCAAAUUGGAUGCUGAUAUCAGCUAAGGAAGCAGGUUGGGACCAGCUGCAAAGAGACCCCCACAACGCAAAAAAAAAAAAAGAGUAAAAUUACCUUUUUGACAUAAAGGGGGCUGGCCACCUAAAGAGCACAUUUAGAACUAUAGUGUCAGGGAUACAGGUUUAUAUAACAAUGUUUAAAAUAAAAACCCAAAACUAGGUCAAUAUUAUAAGGAAGACUUUUAAAUCUCCCUAUGCCCCCAGCUAACGUGGGCCUGUUUUGGUAAUUGUAUACAAACUGGGCAGCCAAACUGGUGCCAGUAAAAUAACGGGAGGGUGAGGCGUAGACCCCCCUACCUGUGCCCACACCCAUGUGCGUGAACUGGACAGAAGCAGCUGGAACCAUAAAAAAAAAAAACAGGUAUGGCAUCCUAGUGUCAUGCGCCCCCCCAUUUUAUUCCAGGGGACCUAAUGUGCCCAGAUGGCCGCUGUAAUAAUAGUAUACUGGGGGAGGGGGGAGUUUACCACCCCUUAAAAUAAGUGAACCCUACCUACCCUCCUUAGCCUAAUAAUAGUGAGGUGGCAGAGGGCCAUUAAAACUAAAACCUGUAAGAUAAAAAAAAAAAUGCUUACUGUCUUCUUUGUUGUAAUUUUUCUUCAGGCCCAAAAUAGGCACACAAAAAAGCCUAAUAGCACAAAGCAAUUCUUGGAAAAAAAAAAUUUUUUUUUUUUUUUUUUUUUAUUUGCGGAAACCAGACUGAAAGGCUUGAAAGCGGGGAAAGCCUUCAUCAAGACUUUCCCAUACUUUUAAUUUUCACAGGAAAUUUUCACUUUUCUCGAUAUUUGCCAUGGUUGGGGACUGGGGUGGUAUAUUAUUGGAGCCCUAUGCCUAUCCCACCACCUAUGGGUAGGGGGUAGAAAUAUUAGGGUUGUCCCCUGAAAGGCUUAAAAUGUUAUCCUACACAAGGCUAGUGGUACCUUGGCUAACUAACCGCCCCAGUGAUCGGUCCAUACACCAGUACCUUGUGUUUUAUUUUUUAUUUUUUUAUUUUGCUAUUAGGCAGUAAUAGCAGGUGGGGGCAUAAGAAGGGUAAAAACACUAUAGUCACCUAAAUUAUUUUAGCUAAAUAAAGCAGGUUUAGUGUAUAGAUCAUUCCCCUGCAAUUUCACUGCUCAAUUCACUGUCAUUUAGGAGUUAAAUCACUUUGGUUCUGUUUAUGCAGCCCUAGCCACACCUCCCCUAGCUAUGAUUGACAGAGCCUGCAUGAAAAAAAAACUGGUUUCUCUUUCAAACAGAUGUAAUUUACCUUAAAUAAUUGUAUCUCAAUCUCUAAAUUGAACUUUAAUCACAUACAGGAGUCUCUUGCAGGGUCUAGCAAGCUAUUAACAUAGCAGGGGAUAAGAAAAUCUUAAUUAAACAGAACUUGCAAUAAAGAAAGCCUAAAUAGGGCUCUCUUUACAGGAAGUUUUUAUGGAAGGCUGUGCAAGUCACAUGCAGGGAGGUGUGACUAGGGUUUAUAAACAAAGGUAUUUAACUCCUAAAUGACAGAGGAUUGAGCAGUGAGGCUGCAGGGGCAUGUUCUAUACACCGAAACUGCUUCAUUAAGCUAAAGUUGUUCAGGUGACUGUAGUGUCCCUUUAAACAAGUUACUAGAAAUUCACAAUAUAUGGGAGGUACUUGAGCUAGUGUUGCUCAAUUAUAACAAUGCUACUUGUCAAUACUGUUUCAUAUAACAACACAUCUCGGCCUAAAAAGAAACUAAGUAUAUACUUUAUCACCGUUUUGUUGAUUACACAAGUGUCUCUGAACAUAGUAGAAAUAAUCACAUUCUGCAGCUAUAUAUUGUACCUUAAGAACACUCCCUUUCUCAGGCUAUUGUGCCCUGCCUCUGUAGGAAAAUUAAUUGGUAUGUUAGCUACAUACGUAGUACUUCUCAGUGACUCAGCCAGAACAUGUACUAUCUUCCUGAAAUAUAUAUGGUUAUAAUGCUUGUACCAAUUCUGAAAUAAGGUUUCCAACAAAGACCCCAAAUAUCUAUUUAUCACUAUAAAAUCAGCAUUCUCAAAAUAAAACACAGUGAUGAAAAAUGAGUGGAGAUAGUUAUCCAGUUAUAAGAGAGGCGAGGUCAGCUAAACUGUUACCACUGGCAUGGAAAAUUACUCUCCAUGCUUAUGGGAUAUCCCCAUGUCAUGUGCAAACUAAUUAUCACAAUCCCCCUCCUCUAACUAAAGCUGUAAAGCACUAAUUAAGAAAGGUUCAAAGCAGAUCUGUAAAUCAGAAUUGUUGGCAGCAGAGACACACUAAACAGCAGUAUCAAACGUGUAGCAUAAUGUUAGUGAGAAUUAAAUGCACAGAAGAUAAACCUGUCCUAUACUAAUUUCAUGGUUUUUAAUUUCAAAGAUAGGCACACCUCUUUACUCCUCUGCAACAAUCACCUAACAGUGCCUCCUCCAGUGGGCAAUUCUCUGCCAAGCUGUAACAUCCCAUCAUUGAAUAGCUUCCCAUUGCAGUUGUCACUCACAGACAUCACACAUCUCCACCUAAUUAAGGGGUGAGACUUCAAUAAUGAUCUGUACAUUACUAAAUCUGUUUCCAUACAAUACAUUUAUAUACCAUUCCUUUCUUUCUUCAGAUCUAUCUAUCUAUCUGUAUACACCACCCAUGGGGUUUGGCACUCUUUUUUUUUUUUUUUAAAUGUCCUAAGGAAAGUUUGUGAAAUGAACUAAAACAUUGACUUAUUUGUAUUUUAUUUUUUUUGGAUUAAUUUCUGGAUUAAAUUACUCAUUUUAAGAAAAAAAGUGCAUUCGUUCCUUACUUCCGCCUUCCCUCAUUGCCAUAAUUGCUGCUUUGCAUUAGAUUGUCCUUCAAUUUCAUGGUGGUUUAUUAGCUAAGUGGUGAAAUGUUCCUACAUGAACAUGUUACUUAACUAUCAUUACAACUAUUUCUUACUUUAUAUAAAAAUAUUAUCCUAACAGGAUAUCUCUGAUACAGUGAGGGGGGAAAAAAGUAUUUGAUCCCUUGCUGAUUUAGAACGUUUGUCUACUGACAGAAAUAAUCAGUCUAUAAUUUUAAUGGUAGGUUUAAUUUAACAGUGAGAGACAGAAUAACAAAAAAAAUUAAUCCAGAAAAACGCAUGUCAAAAAAGUUAUAAAUUGAUUGAUUUGCAUGACAAUGAGUGAAAUAAGUAUUUGAUCCUCUAUCAAUCAGAAAGAUUUCUGGCUCCCAGGUGUUUUUUAUACAGGUAACAAACUAAGAUUAGGAGUAGGGCUGAAACCUAAAAUUCAAGAUGCCUCUGGCCGAAAACCGAAACGAAAAUGACUUUUUUUUUUUUUCCAACAAAUGAUUUAAAAAAAAAUAAAAAAAUUCUAUAAUUUUAUUAAUAUUAAACAUUUAAAGGAAUUUAUUGAAUCUAAUAGGAAAAACUACAAGCAAAUAAAAUAACCACACGUUUAUUGAAAGUUACACACCAAAAUUGGACAGAAAAUAACUUAAAAAAUAUAUAAAUGGGGGCAGAGCUAGGUCCCGACAUGAGCAGUCGCAGGUCCGCGGACCUCUGUGCUGGCGAGCUACAAUUGCCCAAAUAACGGCAGAUCAGGGGACACCCCAACCCACUGCAAAGCCCACAGGUGCUUACUACAAGAUGGGGAAGAGAAUUAAAAAGCCGAUAUUAGAGAUUUGCUGCGGAGACCGCAUGUUGAGAGUAGGCCCAAUAUGCCGGCGGUCCUAGAUGGCUUUUCAGACUCAGGAGACUCACUUCUCCACAGCAUGGAAGAUCUGGGCUAUAAGGGCCCAUCCAAGCCUUCUCCAAUGAAAGAAGCCACCUCUCCUCCUGUCACAACUGCAAUUCUCACCAGUCUGCUGGCAGAUCUCAAGGAAUCACUCUGCUGAAAUCUCACAGGUGAGGGAAGAUGUCCAGGGAUUCACUGCAUGCAUAGCAGCAGUGGAACAGACCACAGACACACACAGAUCACAGAUAUCAGAGCUGCAAAAACAGGUUCAGGACCUUACUUCAGCCCAAGCUCUCCUAAACCACCAACUGGAAGCACAGGAAGAUAGAAGGUGAAAACACCUCAAGGUCAGGGGCAUAUCGGAAAGCAUCACCAUGGCAGAAAUGCCUCAUUUCAACCCACCUAAACAAGCAAAGGGCAUAACACUCAAAGGUAUGUUCCGUCUGCCUAAACCUCAGCCAAACUCGGCAACUGCUUCCAGCGAUUUUUACUGGUACAAUUUCAGAAGGGGCGAGAUUAAGCUACUUUCCUGAACGCAACUAGAAAGAAGAUACCGUACAGAUUCGAAGAGAUGAAUCUUACUUUCUUCCCUGAUCUCUCCCGUACCACCCUGUAGUGGAGAAAAACUCUCUGACCUCACACAUCUUUCUUAACCACCAACGGUCUAAAGUACAGAUGGGGAUCUCCUCGCUUCCUUACUAAACCGCACCAGAACACGGAGUACAAGGUGUCAGAUGCCUGCGAAAUGGACGCUAUUCUGUCUAAACUGGAUCUCUGCAUCAGCCCCCAGGCCACCACCAUUACUAUCUAGGAUUCUGCUAAAAUCGUUCCUUUUGUUCCUGUGACCCAUGGUGCAGCGAAUACAUGACUUUUUUUUUUUUUUUUUUUAAGGGCAUGCCCUAUGUUUUUAUGUAAAUUUUUAUGUUGGCUUUUUCACAGAUGUUCUAACUUCACUACACCUGGUAAAGGUCACAUGUUUUGGGACGACCUAAGCCAAGACCAGGAGAACUCCAUUUAACACUAACCCCACCCCCCAGCUCCAGUCACUUUCCACACUGCACUAACCAAUCAUGUGGAGCUGUUGAUCCUAACAUGUUUUCCCAAAUCUACCUUAACCUCUAAUCUGUCACUUCAAAUGUUCUAUUAUCUCAAAUGUUUGCAUACAACUAAUGUUUACUCCUUAGAAAAACAAAAAAAACCUCAGUCUGACCAAUUACUUUCAUUACGAUGGUCUUACGAUGAACACCUCAUUGUAUUCCCUUAAUUUUGAUUACCACUGUAAUCUUAUUUGCCUGACUUGAACAAAUAUAAGAAUUAAAAAAAAAUGUAUAAAUAAAAAUUACCAGAUUUUACUAAUUUCAUGACGUAAAGUCAUGAUUUUAUAAAGGACACGGAGGCGAGUAUUGUGCUCUUUUUUUAAUAUACCUCAGCAGCAAAGAAAAAGAAAUGCAUAAACAUAAACGAAAUCAAACUGAGUACUCAAAGAGUUAACAUAGUCUGUUAUCCCAACCAAUAGAAACAGUCCUUCUAUCAAUAACCACCCAUGUGACCUUUCCUCUCCCUCUUUCUUUGGUCCUGCCGAAGCCGAACUGUAAAAACCUUGCGAAAUGACUUGACCCAUAACCGGUAUGUCGUUAUCUUCUCCAUAACAAACGUGAAACAUAAACCAAAUGAACGGAGACGAGAACCGAUCCUCCAUGUCGUUGACGUGGAAACGUUACGCUGAAACAGGAGAGAAAAGAAAUAUGGUAAUGUGUGGUCUAAUAACUGCAUGUUACAUAUGCCAUACUAUUCCUUAUUAUAUCUGGCAACCUCUACAAAUUAUCAUACCUGUUGUAGACUGCCUUAUGUCACAUGCUUGGAACACAGAAUUCUAAACGUCAUGUCAAUCACCCUAUAAUUCUUAUCACUUCAACUUACUGGGUGGGAGUCCGGAAAUCCUGUUAUCUAAUACCAACCUCGCGGUACUUACCAUGCCAUCGCCGCGAUCCUCCUCGGGUGGGCCAAUACUCGCCUCCGUGUCCUUUAUAAAAUCAUGACUUUACGUCAUGAAAUUAGUAAAAUCUGGUAAUUUUAUUAAAGGACACGGAGGCUCAUAUUGUGCUAGUUUAAAGCUGAGCAAUGAGUGAGGACGUGACAUGUUCUGGAGGUCGAAAAUAAUAUUCUUUAAAAGUUGACUCCCGCGACCAAUCCGCCGUACGUAAAAGGUCUUCCAAUCUACAACCUAAGGUAAAUGCCUUGGUCGCUAUGGCCCCCCUCGUGGAGUGUGCUUUGUACACAGAGGUAUCAAUAUUUGCGGAGGCCAUUACCCAUUUUACCCAUCUAGCUAUCGUAACUGUCGAUACUGGGUGAUGCGGUGCUUUGAUGGCUAUAAAUAGUUCAUGCCUAUUAGGGUCUCGUAACGCCCGUGUUCGUUCUUCAUAUUCUUUGAGACAAAUUACAGGGCAUAGAUUUACAUUAUGAGGGAACGCUGGAUAGGAUACUGUCGAAAUCGCUGUUUUUGUACGUCUGGAAAUGUGAAACGUCACUCCUGAUGGAGUGAAUGAACGUGCGUCUACAUCCAAUGCCCGCACCUCGGAUACUCUUUUGCAUGAUAUCAAGCAGAAAAGCAUUGCCAGUUUCGCUGAUAGUUGUUUCAGCGUAAGAUCAGAGUUCCGUGGCCAUUGCUCUUGUAGGUUCAGGACUAAAUUUACAUCCCACGUGGAUGUAUAUCUAGGUCGUGGUGGCCUUGCAAAAUGAACACCUCGUAGGAGUCUGCAUACCAUUGCGUGUCUCCCUAUCAGUGCACCUUCUAGCCCAUGAUGUCCUGCUGAAAUCGCUGACAUAUAGCUGUUAAUAGUCCGGUAGGCCAGACCUUGCUCGAAUAAGGCUGUCAAGAAACGCAGAAUGCUGGUUAAAGGGGCACAAACGGGAUCCACUGGUUGUUCCAUGCACCAACCACUCCAGACGUUCCAUGCCCGUCUGUAGGACCUCCGAGUUCCCGGUGCCCAGGGCCCUGCCAAUAGCUCCAACGUUGUCCGUGGAACCUCCGGCAUGAAUGAGAAUCCCCGGAAAGGAGCCACGCUAGUAACCUGAGGUGUCCGUGCAGUACCAAAGGGUGCGAGUUCCCUUCCGGAUCCGUCAAUAGAUGAGGGUCCGCUGGUAGCAUUCUGGGGAGGUCGAUAGACAUCUCCAUGAGUGACGGGAACCAUGGUUGUGCCGUCCAAAAUGGCGCGACCAACACUAAGGUCGUCUGCAAGCGGCCGAGGUGAACCAAUGUCCGUGCCAGCAGAGCGGAAAGUGGGAAAGCAUACAAUCUCUUCCGCGGCCAUUGUUGGAGGAAUGCAUCCGUAGCCACUGCAUCCGGGUACAGUCUCCAGCUGAAGAACUCCGGUAGUUGUGUAUUCAACAGAGACGCAAACAGAUCCAUGUGUAGCGGGCCCCACAACGUCUGCAGGCGCAGGAAUAUAUCCCGCUUCAAGCGCCAAUCGCUGUUGUCCCGUAGGUGUCUGGAAUUCCAAUCCGCUACUGUAUUCGAGAGGCCCGGGAUGUAUUCGGCCUGCACUGAGAUGUUGCGGUCCAGACAAAACUGCCAGAACUCCAUGGCCAAAUCCGCCAAGAGCUUGGAUCUGGUGCCGCCCAGGCGGUUGAUGUAUUGCACUGCUGAUAUGUUGUCCAUCCUUAGGACGAUGGAACAAUGUGUCCUGGUGCCCAGCAAGCUUUUCAGUGCGAAUGAUCCCGCCAUAAGUUCCAAACCGUUGAUAUGCAUCGACUUUUCCGACCGGGACCAUCUUCCGCCUGUGGAAAUAUGCCCACAACGCGCUCCCCAGCCCAGCGUGCUGGCAUCGGAUUCUAUUAUGCAAUCCGGGGCGUUGCCAAAAAUCGCUUUCCCGUUCCAUGCCGCCAUGUGUUGCAACCACCAGUCGAGUUCCGCCUUGGCCGUGUGAUCGAUCGGCACGGAGUCUGCAUAAGAGCGACCCAAUUGUAGAUGUGUGGUCUUUAACCUUUGUAGGGCCCUGUAGUGUAGAGGCCCGGGAAAGAUCGCUGAAUGGAGGCCGAGAGGAGUCCGAUUAUCCUGGCCAGUUGUCGCACCGUGAGUGUCGAUCGACGUAGCGUCUUGUGGAUCUCCUUUUUGAUAACCUUGAUCUUUCCCUACAGUAAAUUCAGAGUCCCUUGGACUGCGUUGAUAGUGAAACCCAGGAAUGUGAGGGAAUCAAUACUGAUUUUUCCCAAUUGAUGAGAAAACCGAGGUUGCGCAAUAGUUGUAUUGUCCAUGAUAAGUGUUGUCGGAGCAUGCUUACCUCCUGCGCCAUGAUCAAGAUAUCGUCCAGGUAGACGAUCAUGCGCACUCCUCUGCCGCGAAGCAGCGCCACCGCCGGUUUCAAGAGCUUCGUAAAGCACCACGGGACGGACGACAGGCCGAACGGGAGACACCUGAACCUCCACACCUGGUCGUUCCACUGGAACUGGAGGAGGUGGUGACAUUCUUCCGCUAUGGGAACGGUAAGGUAGGCAUCUUGGAGGUCCAAUUUGACCAUCCAGUCCGCCAGCCGGAGGAGAUCCCGCAGACAAUGGAUUCCCUCCAUUUUGAAGUGAUGGUAUCAUACAAACGCAUUGAGGGGGCGUAGGUUUAUUACCGGUCUUACCCCGCCGCCCUUUUUGGGGACCAGGAAGAGAUUGCUUAGGAAACCUGGGGAAUGAUACGCGACUCGAUAAAUCGCGCCCUUUUCCCUUAAUGAUCUGAUUUCCUGGGACACGAGACUCCUGUCCGUCGGGGAAAAGACCAUUGGUCGAGGGGCUGCUAGUUGGACUGGGGGUUGUACAAAGUCUAUCUGAUACCCCGCAACAGCGUUGAGAACCCAGGCAUCGGACGUGAGUCCGUGCCACGCCCUGAUAAAAUGAGCUAGUCUGCCCCCUACAGCUGAAGCAUAAAUUCGGGAAGAAAAGAGGGUACUCACCAUAAGGUCGUCGGCCGUAUGUAGCGCCUCUGCGCCCCCUGGGUUGCCAUCGCCAGCCCCGGACAGGGAAGAAUGGUGAAGGAUUCCUGACCUCUGGUGGCUGAAAUCUGGGUGCAGGGGAGCCUCGGUAGCCCCGAUAGGAGCCCCGUGAUGACCGGCCGAACAGACGGCCCCAUUGUCUGCCAGCCCCCCCAAAAACCUUUGGGGCGAACACCCGCUUUAAGUUUGUUUUGUGCCUUGUCCAGGGCUGUAAAUGUACUAACAUAGGUGCCCAACUCCUUGACAAAAUUAUCCCCAAAGAGGAGGCCCUUUGCCUGCGGUCCGGGUUCAGCAAUAGCCAUGUUGACCAGCUUCGGGUCAAUUUUCAUGAGUACCGCCUUUCGUCUCUCUGUACAGAGUGCUGCAUUGGAGUUACCAAUGAGACAUAUUGAGCGUUGCACCCACUCUCGGAUUGCCAAGAGGUCCACAGGUGUGCCAUUUGAAAUCGUCUCUUCGACCAUGUCGAAGAUUUUUGCGCUGGGGCCCAGCGAGUCUAGCACCUUAUCCUGACAAUGGCGUAGUGAAUAAUCUAGGCCUUUUUUGGCUUUCCAGCCCGACCUUCCCAGAAACUGGACAAUCUUUGGAUCCAGUUCUGGCGUGGCGCACGCCAGAUCAGGCACCGUUGGGCGUGGGCAUUCGGCCCUCAACUUAUUCCUAGUAGCCUUGUCUAGGGGUUUUCUAAUUCUGGCUGCUAUAUACUGAGCCACGUGGUCCGCCGGGAACCACUCAGUCGACCUAGGAUAUUGCAGGUCGUCCGGGUUGAACAAAGGUUCCCCUUGCAGAUAAAGGAUAACGGAGUCAUCCGUUUUGUCAUGACCCUUAGUGGGCGGCCUGUCUGAAAAAUUUCGUUCCGGAGAAGAGUUCUCCGAGUCUUGCGGGCCCAUACCUUCAGACUCACUCAGUACCUCCUCUUGGUCCGAAUCAGAGUCGGAUAUGUCUUUGCUGGCUUUCACCCAUUUCCAUGACCGCACCGCUUUUGCCCGGUGGGAGGCUCUCUUACGUGGGGGCCCCACGUCCUCAUCAGUGACAGGGCGCAACCUGUCCGUCACAACUGUUUUGGAGGUGUGUUUGCCCAUGUGAUGGGUCUUUGCAGUAGCCUUGCGACCGCUCAGGGGAGCAGGCUCAUCGUCUUGGGCCUUGGAGCUGUGGUCACCGGAGCUGUGGCCAGACGCCAUGAUGGCGUGGCUGAUGGAUUGGGUCAGGUUAUCUGACAUCGCCCCCAUCGCCCUAUAGAUUGCUUGUGUGACCGUUUUUGCCAUGGUCGCGUCAAGCAGGGAGUGGAACUCCUCUGAGUUCAAUUGCUCUACCGACCCCAUAUCCUCCCUCUGAGAGGGAAUAGGCUGCUUGUAGGUACAGUGGCCCGCUCCUGUUCUGUGGGGUGCUGCAUGGCGAGGCUUAUAUAGAGGUAUUGGGGAACACCCUAUGGCAAAUAUGCAACUAUUUAUUGCUGGCCAUUUAAGGCACCCUGUGUGGCAUAAAACAGAAAAUGUGACUGAAGGUGACACAACCACCAGCCUGUCCCUUUAAGGCCCAGGGGGAAAUAUCUAAGGGUUUCCUAACGCUCAGAGACUGCCACUGGCAGGUGUGAGGGCAAACAAGCUGUCAGCUUACCUAGUGUUCCCUCCGGAAUGGUAGCAGAGGGGGGGACACUAGGGAGCUGACAGUUGCAGCCAACACCCACUCCGAACGCUCCCGCCCUUCAGGGGGCUGGGAGUGUCGGAGAAAGCGCGGGAACCAAGCCCGCCGAGAAACCGGCUUAGAAGCUGGCCGCCACGCUAUGCGGCUGCAACCACGCAUGCACGCGCCGACCCGGCUGAGAUCAGCUGGGGAAGCCGCUGGUGAUUGAAAACACGGGUAAUAACCUACCCGACUGGGUGGGAGGGGGAGGGAGGGAAGGAGAGGAGAUUUCCCUGAACGGGAAAGGGGACAGAGAGCCCAGACAGAGGAGCACUGGCCCCCCAGCCACUCCCCCAAAGCUACAGGAAAAAAUAAGUGUACAAAGCAGAAUAAAUGACAGUAGGAAACAAUAAGAGGAAAUGAACCACAAUCUAAAACAUGGUAGCAAAACAAGUACAGCAAAGAAAAAAUAUUUUUCCAAGUGAAUUAAACAAACAGUAUGAACAUAAUUGAAGAGAGCUAAAAUUAGGUGAUACUUAGCUGAGGCAGCAGCAAAGAAAGAGGGAGAGGAAAGGUCACAUGGGUGGUUAUUGAUAGAAGGACUGUUCCUAUUGGUUGGGAUAACAGACUGUUAACUCUUUGAGUACUCAGUUUGAUUUCGUUAAUGUUUAUGCAUUUCUUUUUCUUUGUUGCUGUGGUAUAUUAAAAAAAGAGCAUAAUACUCGCCUCCGUGUCCUUUAAUAAAAUCUGUUUCGUUAUAUAGGACUGAAGAAUAAUAUUUAUUUAUAUUUAUUUAUAAAAUAUUUUACCAGGAAAGAUACAUUGAGAUUUCUCUCGUUUUCAAGUAUGUCCUGGGUCCACAAAUCAUUGCAUUGUUACAUUAGGUACAACAAAAUACAAAAACAAUAUUAAUACAUAAUAUAUAUACAAAAUUUAACAUAGAACAGGCAGGAAAUAUAUAAUCAACCAUGACACGUGCAUUCUGUUUUGAGGUAUGUAGAGAGGGAUCUCUUAAAUGACUUUAGGCUUAGGGAAGAUUUUAAAUUGUGCGGGAGGUCGUUCCACAAUUGCGGCGCUCUGUAGGAGAAGGAGGAUCGGGCCGCUUUCUUUUUGUAUUGAGGUAGACUAAGUAAAGUGCUUGUACUGGAUCGGAGCUUAUAGAAAGUGGGAACAGCUGGGGAAAGCAUUUUGUUCAGGUAGGGUGGGAGUUUCCCAGAAAAGCUCUUAAAAACAAGGCUGGAAAGAUGAAGGGUGCGUCUGGAUUCCAGCGAUAGCCAGUUUAGUUCCUUUAGCAUGUCACAAAUAUAUUGUUGAUUAUUAAUUUAAUAUCAAUAUACAUUCUUCAUUCAGUUCUAUGUAACAGAAUCAGAUUUAACAGAUUUUAUUUAAAAACAUGUUUUUACCAACUAUCCAAAUAAAGUAUAGUGCUAGAAAACUAUUAUAUGCAAAUCUAUUAAGGGCUGGAUAUAUUGCACUCGAUUGGUAAGCAUUACCAGUGCUCUAUCUAAUUACAUUUCCAACUCCAUUAAAGUCUAUAUGAAGUUGGAAAUAUAAUCAGAGCAUUAGUAAAGCUUACUAAUCAAAUAUAAUAGCCCUAUGUCAAGUAAUGAACUCAAACAGCAGCUCUAAGCAAGCAUUUUGCAAGUACGAAAAUUCUAUUUAUGCUUACACAAUUUAUGAAAAAAGACAAAACACAAAGGCGAUGGGCCUCUAUUCUGUUGUUUUAUGUAAACUAUUUCCAAUUUAAUUGAAAAUUAUUGUGCAAAACAGUGCAAGAAACCGCUGUAAAACCAACCUCAAACUGUAAACAGAUGUAGCCUGAAGUCACAAACACAUUUCUGCUGGGAUAAUGUAAUGUUAAUGUAAAUAAAAUAACUACACACAUGACAAAUUGGGCUGCUUUCUAUUUAAGUAAGUAAAAGUGGCAGGUUUAUUUUCAAGAACAAAAGUUGCUUAGCUUUCUCGCAGGGGAGAUGGUUCCUCUUCUCAUCAAGAACAUGAGAUGCUGCACUGAAUAGUCUCUCACUCUCUGUGCUUGUGCUUGAGGCAGAGAGUGAGAGACACUGUGGUAGAGAUUAACACAGUGGGGGAGUUUAAGCAUGCGUGGGAUAGGCAUAAGACUAUCUUAGACUUAAGAUAAGGCCAGGGACUAAUUAAAAGUAUUUCGAAAAAUACUGGGCAGACUAGAUGGGCCGAAUGGUUCUUAUCUGCCGUAACAUUCUAUGUUUCUAUAUCUGCGUGCAAUCCAUGCAAGCAAUGGAAAGCGAUCUGUGUUCAUGCGCCAGUAGUCAAGUGGAUUGUCGCUUCUGGCGAUGGGUAGUUCAGCGAGAUAAAUCUCCAGCUGUUGUGUAGCUGCGCUUCUUGUGGCACUGCUGUGAAUUGGGGUGCUGCUUUUCUGUAGAAUCUCGUCAAACAUGUCAGAAAGUGAGGGAGUGUGCUCUUCAUCACUUGUACGUCUUGACCGUUUCUCUGGCACACUUUUGUUCUGUGCUGCGCAUCAAGUCUCCUUCAACAGAUCCUUCCAUCACCUUCAACUGUGCCUGUAUCAUUUCCUGUGCACGCUGCUUUUUGUCCACGUCGAAGUAAUGUUCUUUGAAUCAAGGAUCUAGUACUGUUGCAAUGCAGUACAGGGGGUUGGACUCAGUGUCUUGAAAGCAUUUAACAGCCUCCAAUAGAGUGCUUUUAACUGUUUUUACGUCGUGGUCUGUUUGCACCUCUUUUCCUAGCAGAGGCUUCAGUGUUGCAAUCAAGGGAAUAACUUCAGCAACAGAUGCAUUAGCUGAACUUAUUUCCUUGGUUAACUGUUCAAAUGGAGAAAGAAGAGACACAAUAUUUUCAAUUAACAUCCGCUGAUUUGCACUGAACGUUGCUGGCAGUUCGUAAUCUGCCAUGUAUGCAGCUAAUACUCGCUUUUGUUCAAGUAGUCUUUCCAACAUAAAGUACGUGCUGUUCCAGCGAGUGGCUACAUCUUGCUGCAGUUGUUUGGUUGGCAUUCCAAACUGUGCAUGUAAACCUGAAUAAGCAAGCGGAGAAUGCUUAAAGUGACCCACAAUUUUUCUCCCUUUGGCGGUUAUAUCUGAUAUGCUGCGCUGACUCAGCACUCCCUCAUUCACAGCCAACUGCAGCGUGUGUGCCAUGCACGGUAUGCUAUUGAGGCCACUGUCCUCCAUAGUUCCGUGCAUUAUCUCGGACAAUCAGAUGCACUUUAGACUUGUCAAUGUGCCAAGUUUGAAGCACGGUAGCUAAAGCCUCAGAUAUCGCUGCUGCAGUAUGUGACCCAACAAACUCUUGUGCCUGAAGCAAAAUUAUUUGCAAUUUAAAAUCCGCGUCUAUCCACUGCGCUGUUAAGCUGAGCAUGCUAGCUGGACUUACAUCUGAGCUCCAAAUGUCAGUGGUAAAACUUAGAGUUGGGGUGUCUGUGGUCAUGAGCUCAUGAAUGUGUUUUGAAACACGAUCAAACAUUUCAGGUAGACAGGUUUCUGCAAAAUAACGUCUUCUUGGCAUUGUGUAACGAGGCUCAAUGUGUUGUAUGAGCUUACGAAAUCCAAUGUCUUCCACAACAGAGAAUGGCUGGCUGGUCAUCUAAGGCAAUAAAUUCCAUUAUUUUCUCUGUAAUGCCAUGUGCUUUCGCACUAUCGUUUGCAAAUUUCUUAGUCUUUUCAAAGACUGUGGCGACAGAUGGUGUUGGUGUGCUAGUAGUUUGGGUACUUUUAAAGGAUUAUGCCAUCCUUGGGAGACCCUCACCCUCAGGGUCCCCCUCCCGUGGCGCUGAAGGGGUAAAAAAAAACCUUCAGCAGCUCACCUUAAUCCAGCGCCGGCUCCCUCUGCGCUGGUGACCACUCGUCCCCGCCAGCUCCCAAGUGAAGCGGAAUGCGCAUGCGCAGCAAGAUCCGCUCACACAUUCCAUCAGUCCAUUUCUCAAUGCUUUUACUAUGGACGUUCUGCACGCUGGAUGCGAAUUUCGCAUCCAGCGUCGCAGAAGCGUCUCUAGCAGCUGUCAGGAAGACAGCCACUAGAGGUUGGACUAACCCUGCUAUGUAAACAUAGCAGUUUCUUUGAAACUGCUAUGUUUACAUGUGAGGGGUAAAACCUGAGGGACCUGGCACCCAGACCACUUCAUUGAGCUGAGGUGGUCUGGGUGACUAUAGUGUCCAUCUAAGCAUUGUUUCUUUUCUGUACUCUUCAUGCUGAAUUGGAUGUCAUGUUUUCAGGUGGUGUAUAAACCCUGUUGUGGAAAAGUGCUUCUGCACUGUACCCCUUCUUGAUAUUUCAGCUGAACAAAAACUGAAGACUGCAAAUUUGCUGUGUCUUUGUCAGAAACUUUAAAAUAUGUCCACACCGCUGACAUUGUAAAGUCACUGAAAGAGGACUAUGCCUCAGCUAUAGAUUAAAAAAGUAGGAAAGUGACUAACUUAAAAAUUUACUUUUUUUAUUUUUAUUUAGUUAUAAAAAGGUACAUAAUAAUAUACACACAGUGCCACCCAAAGCUGCUAGUUUAAACUUAAAUAAUGGGGUAAAAGACCUUUAAAAUAUGAUACGUGCAUUAGGCUGAUCUGGUUCAUAAUCAUCUGUCUUUAGUGUGCACUGCACACUGGCAACUGACAUAAUUAGCUUCACCCCUGCAAGCAGAGCCUGCAAGGGUAAAGUUCGUGUAGCCCCUCCCGCCUCCCUAUACCCUCUGCUAUUGGUUUUCCAAAUCAUCCCUCCCCCUCACCUGCAUUCUGAGAUGGUAAGAAGGUCAAAUCAGAGGCUUCUCUAUGAGAAGCCUCUGAUUGAACCUCACGUGACAGGCCCUGGCUAGAUUAAGGUAAGGAAAAGCAAAUUUUUAUUGUUUAUUACAUAAAUUAAAAAAAAAGUUCCUCAAUUAUUGCAAAACCCACUGAUAAGGUUGGGGGAGUAGUGUUUCAGAAUUCAGAGGAUUAUAUACAGGAGAUAAAUAGUCAAUAACAAGAUAAUGACACAUAUACUAAACUGAAAAAAGACCCUACUAGUGACAUUAAACAUAUCAAAUACAUAGAAAUAUCAAAUACUUUUGAAUAAAGGUAUGGAUCUCAAAAUCUUGGAUAAAGGUGAAAAAAGUUUUAACAGUUGACGAUCCCAGAAUCCUUAAGUAUAUAUAUAUAUAUAUAUAUAUAUAUAUAUAUAUAUAUAUAUAUAUAUAUAUAUAUAUAUAUAUAUAUAUAUAUAUAUAUAUAUAUAUAUAUUUAUAUAUAUAUAUGAAUUUUUGGAAGUAUAUAAUUAUAUAAAGACCCCUUCAACCCUCCCGGUAGACCUAUCAUCAUCUCUGGAAUCUAUUCUAUUUUAUCACCACUUUCCCAAUAUAUAGAUGCACACUUACAAUCUUGGGUUAAGUCCUUUCUUUUUCCAAGACUCUAUGAGUCUUUUAAAUACUUUAGAGAAUUUUAAAUGGGAAGAAGACUGUUUUAAUCACGUGUGACGUGACCAGCCUUUGCAUAAUCAUUGAACACAUGAAAGACUGUGGAGCCGUGGAAUUUUUUCUUAAAUAAUCACAUACCAUUCUUGAUGUAAAGUUCCAAUUUAUUUUGGUAGGUAUUGACAUGAUUCUUAAAACAAUUAUUUUUGGUUUGGUAGAGAGUUGUUUUUUUGUUUCUUCUUUUUUUUCUUUAAAGUGGGAAGUACCCUGAUGGGGACCAAGUUCGUGGCUAGCUGCGCAAAUCUUUUUCUGGCAUUCUAGGAGAAGAAUUUUAUUUACCAGAACCACCAGUUUGGCGCAAACUUGGUCCUCUAUAGACGAUACAUAGAUCAUAAUUUUUAUUAUUUGGAAGGGAUCUAUCGAGCUUUUAACUUAUUUUAUUUUUUUUUCCAUUUUUUUAUUUUGCAUAUUAUUCAGGUUACAACAGAUGCGCGGUAUAGGCAUAGUAUAUCACCAAACCAUAAAAGACACACAAUGUAGUAUCAAUGCCUCGUCUAUGCAAUACAAAGAUAUAUUCAUAUAUAAUGUAACAAACAUCUAACUGUCCCGAGGUCACUCUUCACAAGGACUUUAGCUUAAAGCGGCACUGUCAUGCCGAACUUACCUUUCUUUAGUCGAUUCCUCUUCUCUCCCUCUCCCAGGAUCUGUUCUUCAUUUUUUCCUGUCUGCUCUAAUUUUCUUUAAAACAUAAGACAAAGUAGGCACUAUUUGUCUUAUGGAGGUUUCCUACACCUGACCAUUUCUGACCAGCGGAGGAGCAAAGUGUGCUUCAUUUCCGGUGGUCAGAGAAAUUUUCCCACAAUUAUAAGCUUUCCUCCCUGUUCCCGCGAUGCUUCCUGUCAGUAUUCCUGAAGGUCUUGUCACUUAGGACGCCGGCGAAACUGUCAAAUUACAUCCUAACACAAUGAGAACAGUUUGUUCAUUCAUGUUAGGACGCAAUUCGGGACUUUGUUCGUAUUGGAAUUUCAUUCUAAUGAAUGAAAUUCCAAUCCUAUUCGUGCCGCGGCUGCAUCUUGCAGCUGCUUAGUAGAUAACUCCCUAAUUCCCACGGUAUCAGGGAGCUAUAUACUAAAAGGCUGAAAGACCUAAAUUGGUCUUUCAGCCAAAUUUACUAAUACUGAGUAAAGAUUACUUAGUAUGAGUAAAUUAUGCCCCUAUCUAGUAGCCAGUGGCUGCUCACUGUUAAAACAAAAAACACCUUAGUAUCCCUCCACCCUUGCCGCACAAGCGGAGGCUAUUAAACUGAUGGGGGGACCUAGAGCCCCCCUCCCAGCAGUGGGUGGGGGCCCUAAAGGAUAAUGAGGGGGGGGACCUAUUGUCCUCCCCCCGGCCUCCAGCCCUGAGUGGCGGGGGGACCCAUUGUCGUCGUCCCCAGCCCUUAACCCUGAGCGGCGGGUGGGGAUCCUAAAGGAAAAUGGGGGGGGACCUAUUGUCCUCCCCUGGCCCCCACCCAUGAGCAUUGGGUGGGGGCCCAUAAAUAACAAUAAGGGGUUGGGACUUAUUGUCCUCCCACCCCUGAGCCCCCCUAAACGAAAAUGCCCCCCAAGGUGACUAGGGGUACACAAGCCCCUAGUCACCCCCCACCCCCCCCCACCCAAAUAAAAAAUUAAGUUUAAGGAAGACUAGGAAUAAUCUCAGGUUGAGCAUACUGACAUUGAAGAGAACGUUUCACAUUUAUAAGGUGUAAAGAUUAUUUAGAUAUAGUAUUCUUACUAACAAUUAGCUUUUACUGUGCAGGUGCCCCUCCCCCAUCGGCUGUCAUGAUCUCCCCAAAGGUGUGAGCCUAAAAUUGCAUGGAGUUCAGCUGGGUUGAGCUUUUUUGGGGAAACUGAGGUGUGAAACUAAGGGGAAACUUAAUUUAUGUAAAUGGUUAAUUAUCAUAGGGUAGCUUAAGUCCCGAGUAGGAGGUGGAUGAUAAUAUGGCAUUACAGGAGGCUGCUUGUCUUAACUUAACCUAUGCUCUCAAGAGUCUCUUUCCAGCGCUGUAUCACGCAGUGGGACUAACCCAUCCUGCUUUCCCGAGUGCCUCAGAUGUAUUUGUCUGUUUGCUUUGGUGGAGGUCUUUUGCACACCUCUCAGGCAUGUGUGCUGGACGGGUCAGUCUCUGGUAGGGGCGCAGAUUCUUCCCGGCACUGGUGUCGAGCUGCUUUGUGGGUGGUCUUUGCUGGCGAGCGCCACCGCGUGGGUUUCCCAGCCGGCGGGAGACAGAGUUUUUUUUUUUUGUGUGUGUGUGCUAUUUUUUUGGCGCACUUUGUUUGGCCGGGUGAGACGCUUGGAUGUUAGCAGUAGGGUGGCACCAAAUUAGCAGGGUGGCACCAAAUGCAGCAUCUAGCUGCACCAGGAUGCCAAGCUCCUGUUGUGUCAGAUGGCCCCGGUUUGCUCUCUGCUAUUUUGGAGUCAGCUCGCCUCUGUUGGGGUUGCUGCCACAGCCUCUGGAGGGGACUUCCUGGGACCAGGAUAACCCCCACCAGUCCAUAGGGGGAGAGGGGGGGAUGAGAAGCCCACAAUCAAACUUUCAGCCGUUGAAGGCAACAUGAUCUCCCCCGCGCCGACCAUGCUGGUGGGCCUUGAGGAGUGCUUCAGUGGUUCCUGACGGUUGUGCCACAUAUUUGGUGUCUGCAGGUAGCCCCCUCGAAGGCACGACAGGUUUAGUGGGUUUCUACAUACAGUGAAACUUUGGAACUCAAACUUAAUCCAUUCCAGAAGGCGCAUCACCAUUUCCCAUAGGAAUGCAUGUACAUUUGAUCUGUUCCAGACCCCCAAAAUUACAGCAGUUUACAUUGUAAACGGGACCACUGUUCGUGCACACACCGCUGACAUUGCACACACACACAUAAAGCUGAUAUAGUACAGACACUGCACACACAUAGCUGACAUAGUACACACACUGCACACAUGCCUGUCUGGCUCUAGUACUUACCGCUUUGGGGAAGGUGCACCGAUCGGUGUCCACGGGGAUCCUCCUUUUCAGGGUCUCUUGCAGAAGCAGUAAUUACACGAAGAAGCCCAGCAAGUUGGUCCGGGCCCACAUGUUGCCUCUUGGUGAUAAGUUCCCAGUGAGAGCGAUCUGGCAUUUACCAAGUGAAGGUGUAUUGUGCCCCCACUGAGGACGGUCUGCCCAUCUCUGCCAGGGCUGGCUGCCAGCAGGGAGCAAAGGGGGGCUGCUGCACCUGGGUGCCGGGCUGUCCUGAAAGCUGCUGGUGGGUAUAUGGGUGUCCUUGCGCCCACUAGAUGCUAGUAGGGUGCCCUGCGUGCUGGAGUGCUGCCCUUGGUGGUGUAGGUAGUUAGAGGGCUGCCCUAAGUGCUGCUGCUAUAGGUCGAGGCUGCUAGGGAUGGAGCAAGGUAGGUACCUCUCUGCAGGUCAGUAGAACACGCUCAUCCUGUAACAGCUGGGCGAGAGAAACUUCCACACUUACUUUUCAGCCACAUCUUAACUCCAUGAGAGAGCUAGCUGGAGGCGUCACAUGACCCUGGUGAGCAGCUCUUUGAUGUUCGGGUACCGAGACAUUUUUUACUCAAAAUUCUAGUUUGAAUACCGAAUUGUUUGUGAACAGGAACGUUCGAGUUCCGAGGUUCCACUGUAUUUUGGUCGCCAUUGUGCAGUCUUCUACCCCUGUUCCCUUGUUAUCUCGGCUUUUAUAAACCUUUCUUCCUUCUCUUAAACCUCUCAUCCAUUUAAGACAAAUUGUUACCCAGAUUGAUAUGUUACCUUACAUUUUCUUUUUGUUACUGUUGCAAUUCUGUUUUCCCUGAAGGUGAGAGAUACACUAACCCACUUUAGGGAUUAUUCAUAUUGCAGAUUGUGCUCAGACUGUAUUUAUAUAGAUUUACGGAGUGCCACUGCUAUUAUAAUGUUUAGUCCAGCAUUUAGUGAAUAUACCAUACUUGUGUUAUUUAGAAAUAAAAUGCAUCUAUUUUUCCAAUAAUGCUGGUCGAUUUUGACCCCUCUUUUUUUCUGUAUAUAACAGUGAUACCCCUUUCUAAUUUUUGGUUUUACAACACCUAGGUAAUAAUUUCACCAUAUUUUUGUUCAUACACUUGUCACUAUUUAGAGAAUAUGCCUCACCAAAUGUGUCCUUUUUAUUAAUGGAACACCACUUUAUCAUAUUUAACCAAUGUUGCGCUUAGAUUUAUAGAAUUCUUCUUUUUAAGUAUUUUCAUUAAAAGUUAAGUUUUACAAUCUGGCUGACUUUGGGCCACGUGUGUCGCUUGUCACUAACUACCUACAAAACAUUCUUGGUUCUUCCUUUUUGCAUUGCUUAUUUAGGUUAUAGGGGUAAUCCCCCAAUUUGGAGUGUUUUGAUAAAUGAAUUAUUAGCUCAACUUUUGUUUUUAGAUAUAACUCCAAUGGAAAAAUGUUUAAAUGCAUGCAAGUAUUCACUUGGGCUAUAUCUACUAAACAGUGAUGUUUUAAUUUAUUCUGUAUUUAGGCAAUGGAGUGUCCAUUUAACCUUGAAUGUACUUUGUGAAACAUUAUUCAAACCAAUGGAGGACUGUUACCUCUCAAGGAGCGUUCUUUUUUCCUUUACUAUUUGCGCAGGCCCUUAUUUAUUAUAGCGUGCGCAUUAGGCCUUACCCAUAGGAAAGCAUUGAUUCAAUUAUUGUGCGAUAAUUCAUUUUAUCUGGUGCUGGACGUCCUCAUGCAGGUGAAGACUAUAAAACGUUGCUGUACAUAUAGUUUACAAAUAGGUGUACAACAUGUGUAUUGAAUGAGUGAGAGAGAAACAAAUACAUAACAGUAAUAUAAACUGCCAUAAAUGAUUUAAAAAGUGAUACAUCUGCAUUCUUUCAAAUAUUUUUUUAUUUUUGAAAUAUGUUGAAUUAUAUGAGAAAAAUAAUAAACAAUUUAAUAAACUGUAUCAUGUAGUGAUCAUACAUUUUAACAAAGAUACAUCUGUUUUCAUAUUAAAAAAAACAAAAAAAAACUUUAUUUUAGAAGUGCUUCUCAGAAAACAUGGUAUGUAACAGGCCAUAAUACAAUACUGUUGUACAUUAAUAUAGAACUUAUUUGGCCAAGACACAGCACAAUUUUUAUAUGUACAAGUAAUUGCAAGUAGGUUUGCCUGCAAAGUCAAUUUUACAAUAUGUACAGAGUAUGUAGGAGUCAAGUCUGAGGGGACCUUCGAGUGGAGAUUGGAAAUAUGCGUGCUAAACCUACACAAGGAACUAAUGGACGUACUAAAUAUAAAUGAGUGUGGAUGCUUAGGUAAUUAACCUCGGUAUUUGGGGUUCAGAUUGGCCUGGAGAGGCUUGUGUAGGAGAUAUCUCUUGUUAGGUGUAUAGUGUUAUGUCGCCUGGUAUAGAUAAGGGAGAGAGAGUGUUGCCUCUUCAGUGGUGGGGUGCACCCCUAACCAAGGGUGCAGCGGAGGGGGUAUGGAAGGUCCAUCAGUCGCUAGUUGACUACCGUCUGGACUCCCCUUGUCUCUACGACAUAUUUCUAUCCUAUUAACUAGUUGCCAGUGAGAACUUAAAUUAGAAACAAACAAAGUCAAAAGAAGAGUGUAGAGAGGAAACAAACAUUAAAGGACCACUCUAGGCACCCAGACCACUUCAGUUUAAUGAAGUGGUCUGGGUGCCAGGUCUAUCUAGGAUUAACCCUUUUUUUUUAUAAACAUAGCAGUUUCAGAGAAACUAUGUUUAUAAUUGGGUUAAUCCAGCCCUCAAAGCCUCUAGUGGCUGUCUCAUUGGCAUGCAUGUGCAUUCAGCCGAAUGGGAGGAGGAUCGGAGGAGAAGAGCUCCCCUCCCAGCGCUGGAGAAAGGUAAGUUUUAACCCCUUUCCUCUCCCCAGAGCCGGGCGGGAGGGGGCACCCUCAGGGCACGAUAGUGCCAGGAAAACGAGUAUGUUUUCCUGGCACUAUAGUGGUCCUUUAACAGAACAGGUACACAUCUGCAGUAAGCUAUGUGCAAGACAGUUCCUAAGUAGUGCCAACUCCAAGUGGAGUCAGAUAACUGUAUCUUGCGAUCCACCGGCUCUCCGGACAAAUGGGACCACUGUAGCAGGGUCCCAGGUUUAAGCGGGGGUUUCUGCAGUCUGGUCUGCAGUUUAGUCAUACAGGCCCAGUGAUAUUAGGAAGGUGAAUACCUCUGCCACCGAGUGAGUGUGUGGGUGCCUCCCUUGCGCGGGGCCACUAAAGUUCCAGAUGGUCCACACCUGUUAGCUAUCCCUGCAGCUCGUAGUUUCGAUGUACCCGGUCCUAGGGCUUUGCGCCAUAGGAGCGUAGCUCCAGUGAGAUCCUUAAAAAAAAAAAAAAAAAAGAUAGGGAUGCACCUUCAGAGGUCAGUGGCUUUUUGCCUCUCAAGGCAGACAUGAUCUGGCUUUUUUUUUUAUCCUGGAAAGUCAAUCAGCGGAGGAUAACAUCCCUGAUCAGAUUAGGCAACAAUUUAGUUGAUGAUAGUUGAUUUUUUUGGCAACAAGAUGAGGUAAGAUUGUUGCUGGUAGUCUCUGAAUGUAGUGAGGUAAUUCUUUAGCUUAUAUUGUGGUUGGGAUGCCGCAUAUUUUAAUGUGGUUGCGAUGUUGUAAGUCCUCCAUGGUUGUCAUUUGGAGUGACAGGGUGCUUUGCUUAACUCUUUUUUUUUUUUUUUUUUCACCCAACUCUGUGUAUACAUGGGUCGCAGAACAUUGCUACAUAAUCUGAUCUUUGUGUUCACACAGAUUUAGUGUGUGUGUGUGUGUGUGUGUGUGUGUGUAUAUAUAUAUAUAAUAUAUUAUAUAUAUAAAUUUUUAGAAUGUAAACAGAAUGGAGGGAUUUUGUCUCCUACAAAUCUCACAUUAUGCUCUGCAAACAACUCUGAUGUCCUGGAGCUUAGAAACCAAAGCAGAUAAUUGACUGCAUAGCUGGAUAAUGUAUUGGGAAUAAAAUCACUGCUAAGAAUAUGGAAUACUAUAAUUCACUGUACCCAUACACAUGUUUAUUUUGUCAUUGUAGGUUAGGAUCCGUGGAAAUGGAAUAUACGGAAUAUAAUUCCAACAGCAGCAAUGUUUAUAAAGACGAUGGCUCAUCCUCGGAGAAUAUGCCCGACACACAGAUAAUGGACAAUUAUAAAAGUAAGAUGGGUGAAAUGGUCUUGAAUAUCACCCUGGAGAUCAUCUACGUGCUGACAGGAGAGGUGAGGGAUUUUCCAGUGUAUUGGAUUUGGAGCUAAUUUGGUGCUUAAUGUGAAUGGUUACAAAACACAUGGAAGAGAUAGUAAACUGCUAUGAAACUAAGUGAGAGGUUCUAUACCUCAGAAAUAAAUUCAAGAAGACCGAAUGGAUAGCAAUGAGUAAAACUUUUAUAAGUGUUAUUGUACUUAGAAUUUAAGUAAAUCUUGGAACAAGUCCUGUACACAAUAAAAAAUGUAUUUGCUGGCUGAUUGCCCCCUCUGAGUAAGAAACCGAUUGCAUUCCUGAUGAGCUUUGUUUCCUGACGGAGCAAAACACGUGUUUGGUGUUCACAUCUACUAUUUCAUUGUUACACUGCCACUCUGGAACAAUUAGCAAGCAAAUAAUAAAGGUUAGUUUAGCCUUCCAUGGGUCUAGGGCAGGGAUAGGCAACCUUAGGACACACAAGAUGUUGUGGACUACACCCACCAUAAUACUCUUACUCUCAUAAUGCUGGCAUAGCAUCAUGGGAGGUGUAGUCUAAAACAUCUGGAGUGCCGUAGGUUGAAUAUGCCUGGUCUAGGGUGUUAUAGGGAAUGGUUGUAUUGUACCAACUCUUCCUACUCCGAACCUUACAUUGACUGAAACCUUAAGUCACCUAGUGGUAGACUUUCAAAUUGCAGCCUUUAUUGAAAGAUAGGUUUUGACCAUUACAAGGUAUAGUAAGGACUCUCCAGGGAUGCUAGAACCCCUCCCCCCCCGUAAGAUUUACAACUAGCAGCUUCUUUACAUGAUUGGUAUUGGUUUGGUGGUAGGUGUUUGACAUUAAUUAUUCCCUUGAUGUCUGCUCAUUAUUAGAUUUUUCAAUACAAAUAUUAUUUUAGUUUGUAAAUGACUUGUCUAAAGAUCUAAUUAAAGUGUAAUAACAAUAGGCUCAUACUCAUUGCUAUCCACUCGUUUUUGUUGGCCACAAUGCGAUCUAGUAAAUCAACACUAGCCUAGUUAUAGCACUAGUUCAAAUCCUACAUGACAUGCAUACUGUAAAGACAAGCUGUAAAUUGACCAUAUUAGAUGAGUAGAAGUAUAUUGGAUAUUGUUCUUUUACUGGUAGAAACUAUUUUAGUUCGAUAGGCGUGAUUAUUCUACCCCCCAUUCUUUUAACCUUGGAUGAAGCCGACAUAUUUAAAAAAAAAAAAAAAAAAAACAAAUAGAGGGAGAGCGAGCGAAAGAAAAGUGAGAUGGAUAUACGUUGAGUGAAUACUUGCCUAACCAGCUUUGAAUUGUACUCAUCAAGUUGCACACAGUAUUAUGUAAAAUGAUUUACAUUUUUGUUAAUAGAAUUGCGCACAAAUCUAUAAAAAUAUGUAUAGCUGUUGCCAGGCACCUGUAAAUCAGUUUUUCACAAAUGACACUAUACAGACAAUCAAGUGACAGGAGAACACACUUUGCUGUCGGAGCAUAGAAAUUGAGUGACAGAUGCUACUCGAUUUAGACCGAUGUGCUGGCAAGGAGACCAUCAUGCUGUGUUUCACUCUACUUGGGGAAACCAUUCCUCCUCCCAAACAAGACAAAUAGUGUAAAGGGACAGGAGUCAGUAGAAAAACAAAGGUUGGGUGUUACAUUAGUGCAUUACCCACAUUCCUAGCAAGAUGGCUGCAUUGUGUAACACUGAAAGUCGGGAUGUUUUUAUUAGGGAUCGACCGAUAUUGAUUUAUUAGAGCCGAUACCGAUACCGAUAAUCUGCGAACUUUCAGGCCGAUAGCCGAUAUCUUGCCGAUAUUCUGUACAUUUACUAUUUUGAAUAAAUAAACUAAUUCGAAAGGUAAAUGCACAAAAUAUACAUGCCACAUGUAGUGGAUGAAGUGUGUUUAGACAUGGGAACUGUGUGUGUUUGUGUAGUGUGUGUGUGUAGUGGAUGCAGAGUGUGUGUUUGUGUAGUGUGUGUAUAAUGAAUGUAGUGUGUAUAUAAUGCAGUGUGUAGUGUGUAUAUAAUGCGGUGUGUAGUGUGUAUAUAAUGCAGUGUGUUUAUGUAGUGUGUGUGUAUAAUGCAGUGUGUUUUUGUGUAUGUAUGUAAUGCAGUGUGUGUGUUUGUGUAGUGUGUAUGUAUGUAAUGUAGUGUGUGUAUGUAAUGCAGUGUGUGUGUAGUGUGUAUGUAAUGCAGUGUGUGUAUGUAAUGCAGUGUGUGUGUCUGUAAUGCAGUAUGUGUGUAGUGUGUCUGUCUGUGUAGUGUGUGUAUGUAAUGCAGUGUGUGUGUCUGUGUAGUGUGUAUGUAAUGCAGUGUGUGUGUCUGUAAUGCAGUAUGUGUGUAGUGUGUCUGUCUGUGUAGUGUGUAUGUAAUGCAGUGUGUGUGUGUGUGUAUGUAAUGCAGUGUGUGUGUGUGUAGUGAUGUAAUUUUUGUAAUUUUAAUAUUUUUUUUAAUAUUUAAAUGUUUUUUUUUUGUUUAGUCCCCCCCCUAGUGUGUGUUUGUGUAGUGUGUAUUUGUGUAGUGUGUAUGUAAUGCAGAGUGUGUGCAGUGUGUUUGUGUAGUGAUGUAAUUUGUGUAAUUUUUUAUUUUAAUAUUUAAAAAAAAAAAUAUUUUUUGUUUAGUCCCCCCUCCCUGCUUCUUACCAGGGAGGGGGAUAUAGUAUCCCCUGGUGGUCCAGUGGCUUGUUAAGUACAGUGGUGGCUCAGCAGCAGCAAGCGCUGACUUACCUUGCAAGCAGCUCCUACAGCUCCCUGUGUAAAUCUCACGGCUCUUAGUGCCGCGCGGAGCGUUGCCAUGGUAACCCGUGGCAACGCUCUGCGGCCGCGGGUCUCACGAGAUUUACACAGGGAGCUGCUGGAGCUGCAUGCAAGGUAAGUCAGCGCUUGCUGCUGGCCCCCACAGGACCGCCGGGCUUAUAAUGGGCCCGGCGGUCCUGUUAUAUAUUAUCGGCAAUAUCGGUAUCUAAAUUGGCCGAUACCGAUAUUGCCGAAAAUACCAAAUAUCGGCCGAUAAUAUCGGCCAGACCGAUAAUCGGUCGAUUCCUAGUUUUUAUAGGUUGAUCAUCUAGUUUUUAUAACACUUUGAAUUACAAACGAUACUAUAGGUAGUUCUUCAAAUGUAAACCUAAAGAGACAAAAAUCUCAAAAGGUCACAAGUAGAAAAGUACAAAGUGGUCAUUCGGAAGCAAGUUACUGAUGUUUAGACCUUUUUUUUUUGUUGCUUGUUUGUUUUUUUCUUUAUAAAUUCUAUCUACUCUCUAUUUAGACACUAGUCAAACUGUAUUUUAGAUAAUAUUUCAUAGAAAGUCUUGGUGGAGUAUACAAAGAAUAAUACAGCAAGUGGAUGCACAGAAAAGAAGAGUAAUUUCAGUGGAAUGGCAUUUAUUAGUAUUUCUUUAAUUUUAGGAUUAUAUGGUUGUGAAGAAAAAUAGUGACCAUAGCUGCCACAUGUGUGUGUCAGAAAGUUCCACUCAAACAGAGAAAGUCAUCAUGGAACCUCCACCAAACUCACUGAUACAUGACCGAAACAAUGAAAAGAAGAUCCUUGAACUGACGAGUAGGAUUAUUCAGCUGUUGUCGGAUGUGAGUCAUUUUAUAGAGUAUGAUAAAGCCAAGGAAAUGUUUAGCCGUAUCAUGUGCAUAUAUAGUUCCCAUCAAGUUAUGCUUUUUUUCUGUCUUUCUAUGUAGGAGUGGGCACAUUCAGAAGAACACAAUACACAUGGUAUAAUGGAGGAUCGUAAACCAUUCGACUCACUUGGUAUGAAAAUUGGUGAUUCGUUGGUGACUAUACCGAAUUAUUCACAAAGUGUAAAUUGUAAAAAAUUCAAAGUGAAUUUAAAGGGAAUCUCUAACAUUCGUAACACCAACUUUGAUUUCUGCUUGCAGAUUACAAUUUAGAGUGCCCUGUUUUAAGACUAAAUAAGAGAUCCCUUUUUUUUUUUUCUCUCGUCGUAGCCACCUUCACACCCCCUGCUGAGAUCAAUAAUGUUCUUGGCUAAUCUAUUGCUUCCCCAUAAUGCAUCAUUGGGAAUCUACUGCACAUGUGUGGCAAUCGCUGUAUUGUGCAAUCAGAAACUCCUAACAGAUGCAUUAUACCAUGGGUGUCCAACCUUUUGGCUUCCCUGGGCCGCAUUGAGCGCAGAGGAAUUAUCUUGGGCCACACAUAAAAUCUUCUAUAAGUUCUAUAAUAAAACUUUAAAACCCCUUUUAUUAAUUUUGUUUAGUAGAUAUUCCCUUAUUUGUUAUCUUUAUGUGGAAUUGCCAUAUUCAAGGAUACCAAAUUAGGGAGCUAUCUACUAAAUAUAUACACAUGUAAAUGCACACCUAAUCAGAUAUACACACAGAAUGACAGACACAUACACUCACAGACCUAUGCGCACAAUAACAAAUAUACUCACAUACAAUCACUGACCUAUACACAGUCUCAUACGCACACAUAAUCACAGAUGUAAAUACACAAACAUACACAUACAAUCACAGACCCACACACAUACAAUCACGUACCUAUACACACACACAAUCAUGGAACUAUACACACAGUCACAUACAUUCACACACAUACAAUCACAUACCUAUACGCACAAUCACAUACAUGCGCACACACAAUCCGACCCACACACACACAUACAAUCCGAUACCUAGACACACAAUAACAUACAUUUACACAUAUAAUCACAGAUAUAUACACACAAUCACAAAUGCAUACACUCAGUCACAGACCUAUACACACAAUCACAUACCUACAAACACAUAAUCAGACACACACACAAUUGGAGAUGUACACUGACUUACACAAUCACAUACACACACAAUCACUGACAAAUCAUACACAAAAUUACAUUCAUCACUAUGCCAUGUAGUGUGUGUGUGUAUAUAUAUAAUUACAAGCUUACUCUCUAGCAAGCACAUACACACAAAGUCGCUGAUAAAUUAGCUGAAGCUUACAUGGUGCUGAAGACUGGGAGCCAUUUUUUGACCACUUCCUGCUCGUGUAGGGUGGGGCUUGUAUCAGGGGCAGGACGUAGCGGGAGGCGGGGCUUGAGUGCAGGGGUGGAGCAUGGACACGGAAUUGCAGAGAAUGGUGAAGGAAGACUCACAGUGCUCCCUCCGGCCGCCAGCCCCCACCCCCCAGCACAACAUUCAUUAAUCCCCUCAGACUGACACAGGCUGUCAGCCUGGGUGGGCCAGUCCAGUCCGUCUCUACCCAGACUGCAACCAGGACGCACUGUUAGCGGUCCUGGGCCGCAUGCGGCCCGCAGGGUGGACAUCCCUGCAUUAUACUAAUGCAUCUCUGGGGUGUGUUCAGCACCUUCUUUGGCAUCAGAAAGCUGAAUGUCAGCCAUGCAAAGAUUGCAGGAUUGUAAAGAGUAUGCACUUCUAGUGCCUAUCUGAGUGACCGUAGCUAGAGGUGUUCUUACAGCUCAAUGUAUACACUGACCUUUAACAGAAAAGGCAUUGUUUGCAAACAUGAGACUGCAGGACUAAGCUCUUUACAGCAAACCUACCAGUGUUCUGUACAAUGGCAUGAGCACUUCCCUCUUUCUACUGCUAAUACCUCUCCAUAUACAACCAAGCAUUCUGCUAGCAUUUCCUGCUGCUCUAUUACAUUGUUUGCCUAGAUUUAAGUCAUCAGAAAUAAUCACCCCUAAAUCCCUUUCCUCAUAUGUUGAGGUUAGGACUCUAUCAAAUAUUCUGUACUCUAGCCUUGGGUUUUUACAUCCAAGAUGCAUUAUCUUGCACUUAUCCGCAUUUAAUGUCAUUUGCCACAAUUCUGACCAUUUUUCUAGUUUACCUAAAUCAUUUGCCAUUUGGCUUAUCCCUCCUGAAACAUCAACCUUGUUACAUAUCUUAGUAUCAUCAGCAAAAAGACAUGACUCACCAUCAAGACCUUCUGCAAUAUCACUAAUAAAAAUAUUAAAGAGAAUGGGUCCAAGUACAGAUCCCUGAGGUACCCCACUGGUGACAAGUCCAAGCUUCGAAUAUAUUCCAUUAACUACAACCCUCUGUUGCCUGCCACUCAGCCACUGCCUUAACCAUUCAACAAUAUUGGAAUCCAAACUUAAAGAUUGCAGUUUAUUGAUAAGCCUUCUAUGUGCAACAGUGUCAAAAGCCUUACUGAAAUCUAGGUAAGCAAUGUCUACUGCACCACCCUGAUCUAUAAUUUUAGUUACCCAAUAAAAAAAAUCAAUAAGAUUAGUUUGGCAUGAUCUCCCUGAAGUAAACCCAUGUUGUCUCUGAUCUUGAAAUCCAUGUGUUUUUAGAUGUUCAUCAAUCCUAUCCUUUAACAUGGUUUCCAUCACUUUCCCCACUACUGAAGUAAGGCUUACUGGCCUAUAGUUGCCCGACUCCUCCCUAUUACCUUUCUUGUAAAUGGGCACAACAUUCGCUAACUUCCAAUCUUCUGGGACUACUCCUGUUAACAAUGAUUGGUUAAAUAAAUCUGUUAAUGGUUUUGCUCGUACACCACUAAGCUGUUUUAAUAGCUUUGGGUGUAUUCCAUCAGGUCCCAUUGACUUAUUUGUCUUUACUUUUGACAGUUGAAAUAGAACCUCUUCCUCUGUAAACUCACGUGUAAUAAAUUACUCAUUUAUCCUUUUCUCAACUGAGGUCCCUUUCCUUCAUUUUCAUCUGUAAAUACAGAACAAAAAUAUUCAUUGAGGCAGUCAGCUAGACCUUUAUCCUCUUCUAUAUACCUUCCUUCUUUUGUUUUUAAUCUAACUAAUCCUUGUUUUUCUUUUCUCAUUUAUGUUCUAAAAAAUGUUGUAUCCCCCUUUUUUACUGACUGUGCUAUUUUCUCUUGUGUGUGUGAUUUGGAAGCUCUUAUAACUUGCUUAGCCUCUUUCUGCCUAAUCUUUUAGAUCAUUUUGUCUUCAUCACUCUGGGUUUUUUUUAUAAUUCCUAAAUGCUAACUUUUUGUUUUUAACUAUUUUGGCCACAUCUGUGGAGUACCACAGUGGUUUCUUGAAUUUUUUUGCUUUUACUGACAAGCCUAAUACAAUUUUCUGUUGCCUUCAAUAGUGCAACUUUUAAAUAACCCCAUUUCUCUUGGACUCCAUUUAAAUUGCUCCAGUCUGAUAAUGACUCCUCUACCCAUAUUCUAAUUUUAGAAAAGUCUGUUUUUCUAAAGUCUAAAACUUUUUUGUUUUUGUGUGGUGUGACUCAGUCACUGUUCUUAUAUUAAACCACACUGAUUGAUGAUCACUGGAUCAUAAACUUUCACCUACAGUAAUAUCUGAUACCAAAUCUCCAUUUGUUAACAUUAAAUCUAGUAUGGCCUCUUUACGAGUUGGCUCCUCAACAACUUGUUUUAGAGACAAUCCCAGUAGGGAGUUUAGAAUAUGUGUGCUCCUGGCACAAGUAGCUAAUUUUGUUUUCCAAUUUACAUCAAGAAGAUUAAAGUCACCCAUGAUGAUAACUUCCCCCUUCAUUGUCAUUUUAGCUAUUUCCUCAACUAGUAGAUUAUCUAACUCUUCAAUUUGUCCUGGGGGCCUAUAAAUCACACCUACACGAGUUACUGUGUGAUUACCAAAUUCUAACGUAGCCCAAACGGACUCUAUGUUUGCCUCACUAACUUUUAUUAGGCUAGAUUUUAUGCUAUCCUUCACAUACAAGGCCACCCCUCCCCCUUUCUUGCCUUCCCUAUCUUUCCUAUACAAAGAGUACCCUGGUAUUGCUAUGUCCCAGUCAUUUUUCUCAUUAUACCAUGUCUCAGUAACAGCGACUAAAUCUACACUAUCAGUUGCCAUUAUUGCCACAAGUUCAUGGAUCUUAUUCCCUAAACUGCGAGCAUUUGUAGACAUGACUCUAAGCUUAUCAUUUUUUAACACACUUGCUACAGGCACCUUCUGUCCUUGUUUUGGGGACAAUUGGAUUGAUGUUUUAUCACCCUUUUGCCCCCCCCUCCUAGUUUAAAUACAUCCUAGCAAAACCUCUGAACUGCUCACUGAGAACAUUUGUUCCCUUUUGAGAAAGAUGCAAACCAUCUUUUUGUACAGCUUAUCUCCAUUCCAAACAGAGCUACCAUGAGAAAUAAAGCCAAAUCCUUGCUCCCGACACCAUUCACCAAGUCAACCAUGUUUCAGGUUCAGCAAUUUUAUCCGAAACUUUUAAAUUUAAUUGGAAAUUCAAUUGGAAAUUCACAAGUCCAGACAAUUAACACUUUAGUGACUACUCCAGACUAAAGUUUGACUUGUGAGUUCAAAGUGGUUUUCAAAUUUUUGGUCAAAACAGCCAAAUUGAAAAAAUAGUCCAAGUGUGAUUUUCUUAGAUAGGUUUUUUGUUUUCUGGCCUUUAGUGAAAACAGGUGGUUAAGUUUUUAUACUUAACACAGCCGUAGCUAAGAAUAUGCUGUAAGAGAACUUCUUAGUAAAUACAGUGGUAAGUCGCUUAACAUAAUUUUCGGUUUACAAAGGAAAAUCCAUUGAAAAGAAUGCCUCGGUUUACGAUUUUUUUUUUUCCGCAAUACAAAGCAAGAUUCCCCUAGAUGCGUUGUGCCUGGGAUGUUUAUAGCGCUGCCCCCGUACAUGCUGGUGGUGGUUUUGUGUGUGUGUGUGUGUGUGUGUGUGUAUGUAUGUAUGUGUGUGUGUAUAUAUAUAUAUAUAUAUAUAUAUAUAUAUAUAUAUAUAUAUAUAUAUAUAUAUAUAUAUAUAUAUAUAUAUAUGUAUAUGUGUGUGUAUAUAUAUUUAUGUAUACAUUUCACUUCACCAACUAAGACUAUUGUGUUCUGAUCCAUCACAUACAAUUCAGAUUAAUAAAACAUUGAACUUAAGGCUGUAAUGUAAAAAGUCAAGGGGGUGAAUACUUUUGCAAGGCAUGUAUGAUCAUACAUUGCAUAAGCCUGCCACAAUGUCAAUGUACCUUAUUUUAGGCAGGUCCUACUCUAACAGCCUAAUGCAGAAUGGGGUACAUUGACAUUGUGGCAGGCUUAUGCAAUAUAUGAUCAUAUAAUGUAACUAAACCCCCAUUAUUUUUUGCCUAGGUGAGGUGUUUUUAAAUAAAACUAUUACUAUCUCUAAGAUUUUAAAUAAUUGUUUAGUGAAUGAGCGAGUGCGCCGGAUUCUGUAUUUUGUAUAUUUUGGCCCCAGCAGCAUCCUGUAAUUUACGCAUGUUCAGGUGAGUGCAGCCCUCUUGGUUUCUUUUAUAUAUAUAUAUAUUUGUGUGUGUGUGUGUGUAAAACAUUAUUAAAGGGACACUCAACAUCAAAACCACUUCAUAUGGUUUUGGUUCAUAGCGGUGUUUAAGUGGCUUUGGUGCGUAAGCCCUUUUGUCUAACAUUGCCAUUCAAUCUAGCACGAGUGUUUUAAAAACCGACAGUGUUUACAUCUUUCAUAAAUUAUACCUCUGUUGUGUGUCUGAGGCACUUGCUAAGUGAAGACCUUUGUGAAAGAUAUGCUUUAACUCUAUAUGUAUAUUUGUUAAAGAGUGUCGAGGAAUAGAUGUAGUGUUACAUCUGACAGGUAGUUCAAGCAGUCUUGGGUUCUUGGUAGCUGGUGUAAUAAUGUACAGGAAAUGUUAGAGUCUUGGGAUUUUCUGGGCAAUUGCAAAGAGUCUUUUUAUAUAUAUGUUUCUGUACGUGUGUUAGAAAAUUAUUCCAAUUUAGCUAUAUCUCUCAAUAUGUCUUUGAUACACUGCUUUAGAGUUGCAUAUAAUUAUUCAUUUUCUGUUUCUUAGUAAGUCAUGGUGGUAAUUUAAAUAGGUUUACAAGUGUGUAUUUUUCUUCUCUUAUAAUAGAUGAAUCUGCAGACCGGACAAGUCCUGAAGGAUUUUACAGCACUAUAGAUUUUUAUCAAACUGACAAAGGGAUUCAGAGAUCAAAAUGCAGAAGAAAAAAUACACCCAGAAAGCUGCAGAGCCAAUCUGUGACAGAUUUAAACGUGGUUUGUGUAUCAUCAGGUGACGAAUCUUUCUCAGAUAUUUUUAUACCAUCAGAAUACAUUUCUCAUGUUAAAGAGGAAUCCGCCUCAUGUGAAGAUGCAAAUCUCACAGACACAGAUAAUUAUACACUUGAAAGUUACACAUCUACUUUUAUUAAAGAAGAGCCAGGAUCGCUUGAAGAAAGGAAUAUCAAAGACCUGUAUGCACCUAAAGAGUUCACAAAGACAGAUUUUGUGUUAACUGAACAAUUUUCUUCAAAAACAGAUCUUCCUAAGCAACAGAAAUUUCCAGCAACUGAUAAGCUGUUUGAGUGUUCAUAUUGUGGGAAAUGUUUUACAGGUAAUUCAGAUCUUACUAGACAUAAAAGGGUCCACACAGGAGAAAAGCCAUUUCCAUGCACUGACUGUGGGAAAUGUUUUUCCCAUAAGUCCAAUCUGGUCACACAUCAGAAGCUUCACACUGGGGAGAAAGCAUAUUUAUGCUCUGAAUGUGGAAAAAGUUUUACUAAUAGUUCCAAUCUUGUCACACAUCAAAGGGUUCACAGAGGAGACAAACCAUUUUCGUGUUCUGACUGCGGAAAACGCUUCACCCAUAAAUCAGAUCUUGUUAAACACCGGAGGGUUCACACAGGUGAGAAACCAUUCUCAUGCCGUGAAUGUGGCAAAUGCUUUACAAACACAUCCAACCUUGUCACACAUCAGAGGAUUCACUCUGGUGAGAAACCGUUCUCAUGUUCUGAGUGUGGUAAAUGUUUUAUAAGCAAUGCAAGCCUUAUCAAACACGAGAGGAUUCACACAGGAAAGAAACCAUAUGGCUGUACUGUAUGUGGUAAAUGUUUUACUGAUAAGUCAAAUCUUUCCAGACAUCGAUUGACUCAUAUAGAUAAGAAAACACUCACUUUUCACUAAUAUGAAGUAGGUUGUGUUGAUAGACAUGUAAUAGAAAGAUAUUUAUAUUUCCCUUUGUAAAGUUUCUGUACUUAACACACAUUGUUGCAAUCAGAGUGGCUGGUGUCAGUGAGCAGAUUUUUUUAUUUUUUUUAAUUAGAUUUUGUUCUGCGUUUCCACCAUCUCUGCAAAGAACCUUUAUGAAACUGAAAAUUCAUUCUCAACUGUGGUGGUAAAAACAGACAAAUUGAAAAUCUGCUUUUAUGCUUACAUGGUUCUUUAGGGAGGAAUUUAGUUUGCUUCCUUAUUAUUGAAAAAUCAUCAUAUAUAAAAAAUACAGGGUACCCCAAAUGACCAUAGACUGCUUGAAACCUUGAGCUAGCAUGUUGUCAAGGCACCCUUAUUCAACCAGCGCAAAUGUAUGUUCCGUUCAUCAUAGUAGAUAUGUUCUAAAACUAGUGUCCAGUGCAACAGGAAGAAACAAACCAUGAUUUGAUUUCUUUUGGGUAUGGAUAGUUCACAGCAUGAAAUAGGUUAUUCCCCUGCUACUGGAAACCUGUGAUUGUCAUAAAGAAUUGUUUUGUACAAUUUACUAUUUUGUAGUCUCUCACAGUCCAGUGUUUUUAUGAAAUAUGUUGGAUGGUGUAUUUUUUUUUUUUAAACCUAUUUAUGUAGUGUCAAUGCCCGAAUGAGUGUAUCAUGUAUCUAUUAAGGCAGUGGUUCCUAACACCUGGCUUCUUGUGCCAUUUUAGUGGGUUAUCACAUUUUGGAACAGGCACAUUAUAUCAUCAGGCUCCAGGUGAUUGCCCACAGUGAAUUAUUUAUUGUAUAGACCCUGUCUUUCGCAGUGCAUUGGAGACCAAUUGGUUAACAGGCAGACUAAUGAAGGUUUUAAGAAUGUGGUUUCCUUUUUUUUUUUUUUUUUUAUAAAUAUAAUUGUAUUAAAGUUUUAAAGAUUGGGUCACAGAGCUCAUAUAAAAAUUGAAGAAUGGGUUUACAAAGCUAAUGUCUUGUACAUACUGUAGUUCUUUGUCAGAAAUGACAACCAUUGCAUCAGGGCAUAAUCCUUAGUGCUGCCGCACUGUCUUUGUAACAAUCAUUAAGUGUUCUUGCAUAGCAAAACCACUUAAUAUUAUCUCACAUAUAUAUUAUUCUUAUUAUAGCCAAAUUUACCACCCUAACUUUUUAGUAUUGAUGUUAUCAUUAAUAUUUUGUCCCAUUACAGUAUAGCUACCAUGCAAACAGCGGUUUAAUGAAUUUUCCUUCACAAAUUAGAAAGUUGUUGCUUAAAGUAGAGCUUGUUGCUUAAUGUUUUCUCAAAACAGUCUGCAUGGAAGCUGACUGGACCACUGUUUAAGAAAAAUGAGCUUUCAACAAUCAAACCAUAGAUUAGUUUACAUAACAUAAACUAAAGAAAGUAUUGUGAGUCCCUGAGAAGCCUAUAAGAGAUGCACAAUCAGAAAACAAAACUCUUUCUACCACCUCCUGGUCUAAUUAGAUGAUGGUAAUUACUUUGGUCACAGAGAACCCCAAGCCACCAUACUCCAACCAUACUACAACUUUGUGUUUUUGGACCUGAAGCGGCCAUUGAGCAAGCAAUCUAUAUGUGGGGUGUGUCUGCUUGAAAUGCUGCCUGUACAGAGAAAGUAUAUAAUAGGAUAUUACAAGCAAAAAAUAAGGAACAACCCUUUAAGUGCUAUUUUUAUUCUUUUAAUUUUUUUUUGUGGUCUAAAUAAAUAUCAGUACACCAUGAAUAAUUUAUUGGCUUCAGCCCCCACCAUUUGUAAAAAGUUUAUUUUUAUUUAUUUGUAAAAAAAAAAAAAAAUAUUUUGAUGAUUAUGAUUUUAAAAAGCAGCGAUCUCUCCCUAAUACCUCUCCUAGUCACUGCUUGAUGUUACCUUUAUGAGAUACGUUGUUAAUCCCCAAAGUGCCGUUCCAACCAUCCUAUGUGAUCUUACUGCUCUUUAAACGGUUAGCAGCAAUACUGUGCAUAGCUUGAUUCACUGUUCAAUGAACCAGACUGUUUUAAUGUCUUAUGAGCCACGGAGCUCAGGUGGUCUUUCUUUUCUAGUAUGGUUGCAUACACAAUUUACACUGGUGCCCCGGAAAUAAUAGGGUUACUUACUAAAGUGAAUUUAAUAGUAAGGCCAAAGUAGCUGAACUGGAAGAAUGAAUUUUCUGAAUAAUCCUGCCCGUGUUCCGAGCUGCCUGAUUUACAUCUCUGCUGCUAUAGACUUUUCUCAGAAAUGCGAGCAGGCUGAAUAUAUUUACUUAUGCCCUAUAUUUAAAAUAUGUGUAUAAAUCCACACCACUGUAUUUAACUUUAUCCUGGAACUGAGAACCUCCAUCUUGCUUGGUUCUUUUUCUAUCAUUAAAGGAACACUAAAGUGUUGGGAAUAGAAAUGUGUAUUCAUAAGCCUAUAGCACCCCAUUAGCAGCUUAGGUGUAAACAUUGCAGGGUUACACAGACCGGGACAUGGAACCAAUACCACUUCAUUGAGAUGGAGUGCCUUCUGUGCCUAAAGUGUCUCUUUAAACACAGUAAGUGAAAGAAAACCAGAAAAUGUGGUAGAGAUUUAUCACAUUGUUGUGUUCUACAAAUGUUGCAAAAACUUAGUGGGGCAUAGAUGAUGCCCUUGUAUCAUUGCAAAUUAAAACCGUUAUGUUUCUGGGAAAUGGCAUGGUUUACAUUUUGCAGUUUUUAAGCAUUCAGCUACUAUGGGCUCUGGAUUGGAAAAGAUUCACAUUAGGGGUCAGCAUGUAAAGCAUCAAGUGCUUCGGGAAUUGAUGCUUCACAAAUAUACCCUGUUCCAAAUUAUUAUGCAAAUUCUAUUUAAGUGUCACAAAGAUGAAAUAUUUUGUUUUUCAGUUUAACUCAUGGAUGGCAUUGUGUCUCAGGGCUCUUUUGAUCACUGAAAACAAUCUUGGACACCUGUGAUAAUUAGAUUGCCAGGUCCAAGGAAAAACUACUAAAGGAGGGUGUUCCACAUUAUUAAGCAGAGCAUUAUUUUCAUGCAAUAUGGAGAAGAAAAAGGAUCUACCUGCGGCCGAAAAGAGUGAAAUAGUUCAACGAGGUAUGAAAACAUUAGAUAUUUCACGAAAACUUAAGCGUGAUCAUCGCUCUAUUUUGUGGCUGAUUAAGAGCACAGAUGGGUUUGUGCAGAUAAAGGCACAUUGAGGAAGAUUUCUGCCAGAUCCAUGCAUCGGAUCAAGAGAGCAGCUGCUAAAAUACCAUUACAUAGCAGCAAACAGAUAUUUGAAGCUGUUGGUGCACCUGGAGUCCCACGGACAUCAAGGUGUAGAGUCCCCCAGAGUCUUGCAACUGUGCAUAAACCUUCUAUUCGGCCACCACUAACCAAUGCUCACAAGCAGAAACGGCUGCAUUGGGCAGAAAAAUACAUGAAGACUAAUUUUCAAACAGUCCUUUUCACUGAUGAGUGCCAUGCAACCUUUGAUGGGCCAGAUGGAUGGAGUAGUGGAUGGUUGGUGGACAGCCACCCUGUUCCAACAAGGCUGCGACGUCAGCAAGGCGGUGGUGGAGUCAUGUUUUGGGCCGGAAUCAUGGGAAGAGAGCUGGUCGGCCUCUUUAGGGUCCCGAAGGUGUUAAGAUGACCUCUGCAAAGUACGUGGAGUUUGACUGACCACUUUCUUCCCUGGUACAGAAGGAAGAACUAUACUUUCCAUAAUAAAAUCAUCUUCAUGCAUGACAGUGCACCAUUUCAUGCUGCAAAGAAUACCUCUGCAUCAAUGACUGCUGUGGGGAUAAAAGGAGAGAAAGUCAUGGUGUGGCCUCCAUCCUCCCCUGACCUCAAUCCUAUUGAGAACCUUUGGAGCAUCCUCAAGCAAAAGAUCUAUGAGGGUGGGAGGCAGUUUACAUCCAAACAGCAGCUCUGGGAGGCUAUUCUGAUAUCUUGCAAACAAAUCCAAGCAGAAACUGUCCAAAAACUCACAAGUUCAAUGGAUGCAAGACUUGUGAAGCUGCUAUCAAAUAAGGGGUCCUAUGUUAAAAUGUAUCCUAACUAUAAGAUAAGGCCAGGGACUAAUGAAAGUAUUCAGAAAAUUGGGCAGACUAGAUGGGACGAAUGGUUCUUAUCUGCCGUCACAUUCUAUGUUUCUAUGUAACGUGACCUGUUAAAAUGUUUAAAAAGUUAAAAUGUUGUUAUAAGUUUGAUUGAAAUAGCUUUUGAUUUCAGUAAAUAUGCUGCAAACACAACAAAUGACAAUUUUCAGUCCUUUACAACCUAUAAAGUGUUUUGAAACUUACUGUGCUUAAUAAUUUGGAACAGUGCAUUGUAAGUUUUUUUUAUGUUUAAACAAAAUACUGUUAUCAUUAGGAGGUUUGUUCAAUAAAAUUUGAAUUGCACUCUUAAUAGUUGAUAACAUGAGAAUUAUGCUGACUGUUAUUUACAUCAAUUAUUUUGGUAAAUUAGAAAAAUAUCAUUUGCAUAAUAUUUUGGAACAGGGUGUAGCAGUAUUAAACUGGUGGACAUUGCUGCACUUGCGUCAUGAUUCCUUAACACUUCUCCGUGAGACUCCUCUAAUUGGACAAAAGCGAUCUGUCUUAAUAGGGGGUCAGGGUGCUGUGAAGAAACAGUUUUAAGUGAUGGAAUAAAAAGUUAAGUUUAAUGGCAACUUUAAUGAUGUACAAAAGAAAAGUGGUUGUCCUAAUUUAAAAAAAAAAAAAGACAUCUGAUAAAAUAGUUUUACUUUAUUAUAUUUAGGUGCGCUUAUAAUUAACAUUUAAGAUAAAAACACAUAAAGAAAAGGUUGUAUUCCUAAUGCUGUAGUGUUCUGCUCAACAUUUAGAUUCAGGACACCCACAAUCUAACUUAAAAAAAACUUUUAAAAGAGGUAUUACCUUGUUUUUCAGCACCGAGAUCCACUCCCUACAGCUACCCGUUCCGCUACCCAUUCUAGUGCUGCACUUCUUCAAUCAAAUGCUGUCUAAGAGAAGUAUUUGAGGAGGUUAGCUGUGAGCGCAGAGUGUGACUCUGUUCUCAUAGUGGAAGCACGAUCUUGUAGCUUUUAGGAAAACAGCCAGUAUAGGUGUGCUUAGCCCUUUAAUUAAAUCAUUGCCAUAUUUACUAAAUGACAAUGUUUUACAUUGCAGAGCUAAAAUGAUAAAGGGCAUAGCACACAGGCUAUUUCAUUAUUAUGAAGUGGCCUGGUGCCUAUAGAUUUACAAAAGGGUUAUUCCAUGUUUGAUGACCACUUUAAUUAUUUGAAGGGGUCACGGUGCCUGAUGUGCAGCAAUUCGCUAUGAAACUCUGCACAUACAGAGUUUAAUUGCUCUGCUGCAGGUGUAACUCCAGAUUCUGCAGCAUCUUUGGGGCAUCUAGGCCUGAGCUAUCGAAUUUUAAUUCAGUGCAUAUUGAACAUGUGUCCAAUUGCAGCACAGCUCCCCCUCAGCCCUUUCUCUUCUUACAUACCUCCACCAGGCUUUGGGGCGGAGGGACAUCAGCAAAGGAUGAUCGCGCUGCAGAGAUAACUUGGCAUCGGCACAGGAAGUGCAUGUUUUAUUUCUAUAACUUUGCUCAGGACUAAAAGGCUUUUUCUAACCAAAUCCUGUUUUCUUAAAACUAGGGAGUAAUGAGUGAAAUAGAUCAGCUACAAAAAGAAAAAACACCUAGACAAUUACUGAUAUGAAACAAAACCUACUAAAUGUAAUCCCAUAGUUGUGUAGAAUUUACCAGUCCACACGUUUCAGGUGCUAAGAAAUAAUAAUAAUUAAUUUUGCCACUGCGAGGUUUUCUCCCAAUAGCAGCAUUAAAUCUCAAGGCUAGUGGGAUGUGGCGUAAGGCUGUAUAUGUUUGGCACAAUUAAAGGAUCACUAUAGUCACCAGAACAACUACAGCUUAUUGAAUUUGUUCUGGUGAGUAGAAUCAUUACCUUCAGGUUUUUUGCUGUAAACACUGUCUUUUUAGUGUAAUGUAAUGCAGUGUAAUGUAGUGUAAGUGUAAUGCAGUGUUUAUAUUACAGCUUAGUGAUAACUUUACUGGCCACUCCUCAGAUGUCUGUUAGAGAUCCUUCCUGGGUCAUGGCUGCCUAAAAUGCAUCCAAACAUUUAGUAUCUCCUCCCUCUGCAUGCACACACUGAACUUUCCUCAUAGAGAUUCAUUGAUUCAAUUCAUCUCUAUGAGGAGAUGCUGAUUGGCCAGGGCUGUGUUUGAAUCAUGCUGGCUCUGCCUCUUUGUCAGUCUCAGCCAAUCCUAUGGGGAUGCAUUGUGAUUGGAUCAGGCUACCACUUCUGAUAUUGUCAGCACCCUGUUAGUUUUUCUGAGUCUAACAGCAUGCAGAGUUACAUCUUCAAGCUUGCAUACUGUAAGAUACUUACUAUAUUUAUGGAGGUAUGAGGGGCCCAGGGGUGCUGGAUGGAGGUUUUAACACUAAAGGGUCAGGAAUACAUGUUUGUGUUCCUGACCCUAUAGUGAUCCUUUAAACUAACUAUAUGGAUGCAAAGAAUACUUCAUGUUCACACAUGCAUUUUUUUGAAGCCUGUUUUAUACUGCAUAUGUUAUUUACAAAGCUAUAAGUUAAAUCUUUGUCCACUUUUAUUUCUUGGAUUUUGCUCCAAAAUCUCAUUUGCAUGGAGCUUUAAUACACCCAUUUCCACUUUUUCCAAACUGAAUUCUUGACAAAUCACAUGAAAUAUUACAAUUAUGUAAGCUUAUUUCUGAACAUUUACAAUUUCCAUAAAUUAUUUUAAAACAUCUCUUAGAGAAUAAAGUGUUUUUACUGUUUCUUUUGCUAAUUAUUGGAUUUAUUGAAGAGAAACUCCAAACACUAUAGCCAUUUUAGUUCCUGCAGCCUUGUGCUUGGCUACUUUUGUCAAGAUGACAAGCAAAGGACAUUAAAGCGGAGCUGAUAGCUUUGCUUUAAUGACUUGUGCAUCCAAAGAGGUGUGAGAUACAAUUCCUGGCCUUGAGCACGCAUGUUGACAUGGAUGGACUUUCAGGCAUCGCUCUCAGGAGUAAGAGCUUGCAAGUCUAAAAACAGUCAAGUCUUUCUGAUAACUACUCUUAAAUGAUAAAUGUCUACGUCUGAGUAGUCCCCUUUCCACACUUUGUCUAAGGGGUCUUAUAUCAUUUCAUAUUUAACAAAAACAACAGAAACUAUGUCAUUGGCAGAUAGUAAAGAGAUUGUCCUGUAUCCUUCCUUUGCUAAAUCAGCCCUUUAAUAAUUACCUUUUAUUUAUUCACUUCAUGCCAUUUGCUGUUGAAAAAGCACUUGUAGCACUGUAAAACAUGCCCUGUGUAGCCUUCUUUUUGACAUUAUAGUUUAGUGAAAGUAUAACAAAAUUAAAAAAACUACACAAUGCUGUUAAAACAUGAAACACAUGGAAUAAAACUUGCAUUCUAUUCAUCAUAUGCAUUAGUCAUAAAAGAAAGAAUAACCUGUAGUUACUGUUUAAAUGGAGGCUUUUAAGAUGCUCGGAUGAGGAUGAUAGUAUUCCACAGAGGCUGCUAUUAGUGCCAGCAAAAGGCUUGAAAAAAGGGUUAUAUAGGCGUAGUCUUAUGAGCCUUAGUUCUCCCAGUUAAGAAAGGAGUCUAGUCUCCUGUAUUUGCGGUAACUUUUGUUCUCCCCAUUUUGUCUACCUAUGUAUGUGGGUAUUCACUUUUACUUUUAAUGUUCCAAUAAACUUACUUAAAUUUCCCUAAGGCUAUCAGUGUCUGAUUAAUGUGAGCAGUGGCCAUGAAGAAGUUCAGUUUUUCUUCUUCUGUGUUGAAGCUACACUCAGUUCAGAAUGAUAGUCGGGAAGAAGAAGCUAUGAAUAACUGGAGUUUGUUUGUAACUCUCCUUGUUAUUGUUA
Pelobates cultripes (western spadefoot toad) is the source of this 42414-nucleotide messenger RNA. The record is from the annotation of a GenBank genome assembly. NCBI's taxonomy places the organism in Eukaryota, Metazoa, Chordata, Amphibia, Anura, Pelobatidae.